Molecule: messenger RNA, 267 nt
Organism: Spirodela intermedia
Lineage: Eukaryota; Viridiplantae; Streptophyta; Magnoliopsida; Alismatales; Araceae
Source: the annotation of a GenBank genome assembly
AUGGAGGCUCUGUUCCGGCGAUUCUCCUCCAUGGGCGAGGAGGCUAUGAGGGACAGGGCCUUCGACACAGCCAGGAUAGACGAGCUGGUGGCGCAAUUCGCUGCCGAGGCCCGCCGCUCCGGGGAGGCCAUGGAGGAGGAGCUCCGGAGAGCCACCGGCGGCGCCGCUGCGUUCCUGCGGGAGAUGGAGGGGGAGCUCAGCUCUCUGCUCGACGCUGCCGCAGGUGGCCACCGGCCGGCCGGUAGAGGUAGAAAGAAGAGGGUCUGA